Messenger RNA from Diachasma alloeum, 1783 nucleotides. Its product is annotated as UDP-glucuronosyltransferase 2B15. Lineage: Eukaryota; Metazoa; Arthropoda; Insecta; Hymenoptera; Braconidae. The coding region runs from base 125 to 1699 and encodes 524 amino acids. Gene Ontology annotation, molecular function: UDP-glycosyltransferase activity. The record is from RefSeq and is a predicted model, not a curated record. The transcript has 6 exons.
ACAGUCCACUAGACCAGUUGUUGCAUAGUAACGAAAUAGCGAAGAGUCCAGUACUCUGUCGUCGCUCUAAAAGAGUACUAAAUAUAAUAUUGACAUAAGAUAGACGAAACAUAAAUCCGCAGCAAUGAAGAUCGGAUUUUUCGUAUCGAUUAUUAUUAUUUUUGUGAUUACUUUCGCGACUCGGAAUGAAGCGUACAGAAUCCUGGCGAUUUUUCCGCUUCAAUCGCGGAGUCACCACAUGUUGUUCGACGCGUUGAUCGAGGCAUUAGCGGAAAAGGGACACCAAAUGGACGUGAUGACAGUUUAUCCCUUGAAAAAACCGCUCAAGAAUUAUAAAGUUGUUGUGAACCUCGAGAGAGUGGCGAAGCAUGUCGUCAACCAGUGGAGUAUCGAGUACGCAUCGAAACUGGGGGAUGACGUACUUCCGACUUUAACCACGGUGUAUGGGAAUGAGUUGUGUGAGUACUUAGCACUGCCGGAGAUGCAGGAGAUCAUAAAAAAUCCACCGCAAGACCCGCCGUACGAUCUAGUCAUCCUCGAGGCGUUCAUGUCUAAUUGUUUUAUCGGCGUGGGCCACGCGCUCAAUGUCCCAGUGAUAAUGGUGAGCUCGCCACUGCCGUACCCCUGGCUGGAAAUUAGCCUCGGCCAGCCCCAAUUUACAGCAUUCGUCCCAUCUCGCAACACGAAUUACCAGUACCCGAUGUCAUUCUUCGUUCGCGUGCUGAAUACUAUCAGGAGUCACUACGAUUAUAUGAGAUUUAAUUAUUACACGGAAGCGGUGCAAAACGCAAAAAUGAGAAAAUACAUUGAUCCCGAUAUUCCACCCCUUCGGGAACUGGAGAAAAAUGUGGCUUUGGCGCUCGUGAAUACGUGGCACAGCCUCAAUGGCAUUCAACCACUUACACCCGGGAUUAUUGAAGUUGCUGGGCUUCACAUGGAAGCGAACUACGUUCCUCUUCCGAAGGAAAUGGAGAAGUGGAUGAAUGAUAGUGCCUCUGGUGUAAUCUACUUUACACUUGGAUCCUUGGUGAAUAUUGAAACAUUCCCUGACGCGACUAUCAGAGCAUUUUACUCGGUAUUCAGGGGAAUAGCACCAGUAAGAGUGCUGAUGAAAGUGGCUAAUAAGACUGCUCUCCUUCCUGGGCUUCCUGAUAACGUAAUGACCUCUUCCUGGAUACCUCAAGUGGCUGUACUAGCUCACAAAAAUACGAAAAUGUUUAUUACUCAUGGAGGCCUGAUGAGCACCCAGGAGGCACUCAUCUACGGGGUUCCCCUCGUCGGAAUUCCCUUCUUCGGGGAUCAGCACAGUAAUAUUAUCGAUUAUCAUUCACUCGGGAUGGCACUCGAGCUGAAUAAUCAUAAUCUCAGUGAGAAAGCUAUUUCCUGGGCUGUUAAUGAAGUCUUGCAUAAUUCGAAGUACAGAGAGGCAGCGAAGCGCCAGUCCUUCAAAUUUCUGGAUCGUCCCAUGAGUGCGAAGGAUACCGCGGUUUAUUGGGUUGAAUAUGCUAUCAGACACGGUCCAGACGCCCUCCGAUCUCCCUUGGUCGACAUGCCGUGGUGGCAAGUGGCUCUCCUCGAUGUUUACGGUUUCCUCAGUAUCUGCAUCCUUGCCAGUGUUUAUCUAAUUAUUCGCCUAGCGAGAGCCCUUCUGAGGGCAGUUACACCAACAACACAUGGAAAACGAAUGAAAUCGGAUUGAUCACGUCACCGCGUAAUAAAACAUUUUUUACUCCUACCCUCUGAUUUAAUAAAAAUUUAUUAAAACCACAAUGCUCAUUAGGUA